UAAUCUCAGGGCUUUGAGUAUUCGGGCAGGGCACCCCCAGCGACCUCCGCGGGUUCGCAUUAUGGUUCCAACUCCCUAUUCUUAUUUUUAACCGCCGGCAACCCUCCCGCCCAAGGGUCAAAGCUGAAUUUGUCUCUCAUAAAAGCCCAUACUCAUUAUUCCCUUGCCUUCAAGCUUCACCCAUCGCCUCCCAAUUCCUCUCCAAGUGGCUCUCACUAACAUGUCUGUAUUCUUGCGUCCCGCUCUCGUCCUCGUCCAGGCAGUCUUCAACCAGGCAGCAUAUACUCCCCCCAAUAAGACACAGGAAAAGUUCCGUUACCAUACGGAGGAGCCCUUGCUCUUGCAAAUCGCACCUUUGAUCUUUAAGCUUCACACUAUUGCACUGUGGUGGAUCGCUGCAUUCGAGCUAGUAGCCGCACUCAACCAUCACGUUGGCACUUCCCUAUCGCCGUCCCUCUCAAACUAUCUUGAUGCAGCACUUUUCCCGGCGUCGCGGUCCCAAAAUCUCAUCACCCCAAUUUUCGUUGCUGGUACUCUCCUUCUCGCAAUAGGCUCUUGCAUCCGCGUCCGCUGUUUCAAUGAGCUCGGACAACUCUUCACGUUCGAUCUUACCAUGCAUCCUGAACAUAAACUGGUCACUUCCGGUCCAUACGCAUACGUCCGUCACCCAUCAUAUUUGGGGUCAAUACUCGUCGUCAUAGGGUUCACUUUCUCGCAUCUCACUUCUGGUAGCCUUCUUGUCGAAUGUCUUCUAGGCCACGUCGGCUCGGCACUUGUGUGGGCAGUUUGGUGGAUCUGGACGGCGGCGGUAGCCAAAAGCCGCGUAUUGGCCGAAGACAAUGAGCUUCAAAAGAAAUUUGGUUCUGAAUGGGAUGCUUACGCCACUAACGUCAAGUGCCGGUUCGUCCCCGGUCUGCUAUAACCGCGCCAGUGCUGGGGAGGCAGAAGGAUGCUUGGUUUUGCCAUUUCCUACAAAUAACACCAACCAAUUACCUCCCAGGUUCCGACACACGGCCUUUAGAACAUGCAUAAUUAGGUUUUUAGACGUACAUAUUUCCAGAGCUUAUUGCUUUGUAUUCGCAUUCCUACAUCUACUCUCGACAUUCCCGGAGUAUACGUCCCUUGUUUACGUUUUCUCUAGUAUGAUUGCCUACUGUGUACUUACUGAUUUCUCUCCCGCUGGAGGCCGGAUUGUAAUUGAAAUUAUCAUAUUUGACCGUCGGAGCACUUGGGGGAAACGAUAGGGAAUGACCACUU
This is a messenger RNA of Pisolithus orientalis, 1257 nucleotides long. RefSeq lists its product as uncharacterized. Gene Ontology annotation, biological process: C-terminal protein methylation. NCBI's taxonomy places the organism in Eukaryota, Fungi, Basidiomycota, Agaricomycetes, Boletales, Pisolithaceae. Bases 221 to 922 code for a protein of 233 amino acids. Gene Ontology annotation, cellular component: membrane. The transcript has 2 exons. Gene Ontology annotation, molecular function: protein C-terminal S-isoprenylcysteine carboxyl O-methyltransferase activity. The record is from RefSeq and is a predicted model, not a curated record.